UCCUUCUCCUCCUCCUCCUCAAAGAAGAUGGCCGCAACGUCCGGCUUCGCCGUCGUGUUCGCGAUUGCUUCCCUACUGUGCCUCACCAUAGCCCCAACCCGCGGCGCGCUGCAGGCCGGGUUCUACAAGGGAAAAUGCAACGGCACCGACGUGGAGGCCACCGUCAAAAGCAUCGUCGCCGCAAGGUUUGCACAGGACCGAUCCAUCGUCGCCGCCCUCCUCCGGCUGCACUUCCACGACUGCUUCGUUAGGGGAUGCGACGCGUCGAUAUUGAUAGAUGGGAGUGGAACCGAGAAGACGGCCCCCCCCAACUUAAGCGUGAGAGGCUACGAUCUCGUUGAUCAAGCGAAGGCACAACUAGAAAGUACAUGCCCUGGCGUUGUUUCCUGCGCUGAUAUCAUCGCGAUCGCAACAAGGGAUGCUGUUGUGCUGGGUGGUGGGACGCAAUAUACGUAUGCGGUGCAAACGGGGAGGAGGGAUGGCAACAUCUCGCUCGCUUCCGAUGCGAGCGCAAAUCUCCCGGGAGCUUCAUUGUCGGCCACUCAAGCUAUUGCGGCGUUCAGGGCGAAAGGGAUUAGUGCUUCAGACAUGGUUCUGCUACUAGGAGGUCAUACGGUUGGGAUCACGCACUGCUCGUUCAUCCUGAAUCGCCUGUACAACUACAAUGGAACGGGCAAACCGGACCCGGACAUGGAUCCCGCUUUUGUCGCCAUGCUCAAGUCGAGGUGCCCUCAGACGUCGGCGGUGGACAACAGCGUCUUCCUUGAUAACGGAACGCCAAGCACGGUGGACAACAGCUACUACAAGCAGCUCCUGGCGAAGAGAGGCGUUCUCAAGGUGGAUCAGAACCUAGCCAUGGACGCUGCGACCAACGGCACGGUCAAGUCCUUGGCCAGCGGCAGCUUGAGCUUCCCCUCUCUGUUUGGGAACGCCAUGGUGAAGAUGGGCAGCAUUCAAGUGCUCACGGGAACGCAGGGGCAGAUCCGGAAGUCUUGCCGGGUCGUCAACAAAUGAUGGUGAGUCGUGGACUCGCUGUUCUUCUUCUUUGGCUUUUGGGCAUUUCUUUAGGUUUUGAUUUCUGAGGGUGAUCUCUUUGCACUGUUUCCGAUUCCUUUCAUGCAAAUCCGAACACUUCAUUUUGUUCCAUCAUCAUUUUCCUCGCGACUGAAUAGUACUACUCUGCAACACUUCACGAGCA
This is a messenger RNA of Musa acuminata AAA Group (dessert banana), 1198 nucleotides long. Its product is annotated as peroxidase 57-like. The record is from RefSeq and is a predicted model, not a curated record. Lineage: Eukaryota; Viridiplantae; Streptophyta; Magnoliopsida; Zingiberales; Musaceae. Gene Ontology annotation, biological process: response to oxidative stress; hydrogen peroxide catabolic process. Gene Ontology annotation, molecular function: heme binding; peroxidase activity. Gene Ontology annotation, cellular component: plasmodesma; plant-type cell wall. Bases 28 to 1014 code for a protein of 328 amino acids. The transcript is spliced from 4 exons.